Cyphellophora europaea CBS 101466 is the source of this 3216-nucleotide messenger RNA. RefSeq lists its product as uncharacterized. Bases 1 to 3216 code for a protein of 1071 amino acids. Gene Ontology annotation, biological process: ribosomal large subunit export from nucleus; protein export from nucleus; ribosomal small subunit export from nucleus. Gene Ontology annotation, cellular component: cytoplasm; nucleus. Gene Ontology annotation, molecular function: small GTPase binding; nuclear export signal receptor activity. The transcript has 3 exons. The record is from RefSeq and is a predicted model, not a curated record. NCBI's taxonomy places the organism in Eukaryota, Fungi, Ascomycota, Eurotiomycetes, Chaetothyriales, Cyphellophoraceae.
AUGUCCGUCACCGUCACCGAGCUUGACGCCACCGUCAAGGCUUUUCAAGAGGGAAAGGGCGAUGUUCAGAAGCAAGCCCAACAGAAGCUCAAUGAGUUUAAAUCCAACCCGGAUGCCUGGUUGAUGGUGGAUAAGAUCCUGCAAGAGGCUCAAUAUGCCCCUACCAAGUAUCUCGGCCUACAAGUGCUUGACGAUGUCGUCAACACCCGAUGGAAGGUCCUACCACGCGACCAGUGCCUAGGCAUCCGCAACUUUGUUGUCAAUCAGAUCCUCGAAGCCUCCCAGACCGAAGAGUCUCUCAAAGCCAACAAGAUGUUCGUCAACAAGCUAGAUCUUACACUCGUCACUAUUCUCAAACAAGAGUGGCCUCACAAUUGGCCAACCUUUAUCAACGAGAUUAUCUCGUCUUGCCACUCCAGCCUGUCAGUGUGUGAGAACAAUAUGGCAAUCUUGCGCUUGCUGUCAGAAGAGGUCUUUGACUUCUCUCAAGACCAGAUGACCUCCACCAAAGCCAAAAAUCUCAAGACCACAAUGUGCAACGAAUUCUCUUCCAUUUUCCAGUUGUGCAAUGAGGUUCUCACUACUGCCAACAGUGUGCCCUUAGUCAAAGCUACCUUGGAGACCCUGUUACGGUUUUUGAAUUGGAUCCCUCUCGGGUUCAUCUUCGAGACUAAGCUCAUCGACACACUCGUGAGCCGAUUCCUUGAGGUUGACCACUUUCGGAAUAUUAGUCUGAAGUGCCUGACGGAGAUUGGUGGCCUUCAGAUGAGUCAGCAGUUCCAGUAUGACGAGAAACUGACACAAAUGUUCACCGAGACAUUGACAGUCGUGGCGCGGACUCUGCCUGUUGAGACUGAUAUUCGUGAAGCCUACGCGAAAAGCGGCGCUCGCGACCAGGAGUACAUCCUCAAUCUGGCCCUGUUCCUAUGCAACUACUUCUCCACUCAUCUACAGACCGUCGAGCGUUUACCUAACAACGAUUUCCUCCUUCACGGCCACUUUUACCUCAUCAAGAUUAGCAUGAUCGACGACCGAGAAAUUUUCAAGAUUUGCCUGGAGUACUGGACUAAGCUUGUGCAAGAGCUCUAUGAGGAGAUGCAACAGCUGCCAAUGACCGAGCUCAACCCUCUCGUCAACAUGGGAGUGAGUGGUCUAGCAAAUGGCGGCGCUCCCCAUCCAGGCGCGCUGGCUAAUUAUCCCCUACGGAAGCACAAAUAUGCUCAGAUCCUUUCAAACCUGCGGCAGGUCAUGGUCGAAAAAAUGGUUCGCCCAGAGGAAGUUCUGAUCGUGGAGAAUGACGAGGGUGAGAUCGUUCGCGAGUUCGUCAAGGAGAGUGACACAAUCCAGCUCUACAAGACAACCCGCGAGUGUCUCGUCUACCUCACCCAUUUAGACGUGGUCGACACUGAGGCUAUCAUGUCUGACAAACUCUCAAAACAGGUUGAUGGUACUGAGUGGUCAUGGAACAACUGCAACACUCUCUGUUGGGCUAUUGGCUCGAUAUCAGGCGCCAUGAACGAGGAGACCGAAAAGCGAUUCCUGGUCACCGUUAUCAAGGAUCUCCUGGGGCUUACUGAGAUGAAGAGAGGGAAAGACAACAAGGCCGUGGUCGCGAGUAAUAUCAUGUAUAUUGUCGGCCAGUAUCCUCGUUUCCUCAAAGCUCAUUGGAAGUUCUUGAAGACUGUCGUCAACAAGCUUUUCGAGUUCAUGCACGAGACGCAUGAGGGUGUGCAAGAUAUGGCUUGCGAUACCUUCAUCAAAAUCGCCAACAAAUGCAAGCGUCACUUUGUUGCUCUGCAGCCAGGCGAGACGGAACCAUUCAUUGAUGAGAUUGUGCGUAACAUGCGGAAGAUCACCUGCGAUCUGACUCCUCAGCAAGUUCACACCUUCUACGAAGCUUGCGGAUACAUGAUCUCGGCCCAGGGUCAGAAAGGUGUUCAAGAUCGUCUGAUUGAGAAUCUCAUGUCCUUGCCAAAUCAAGCAUGGGACAGUGUCAUCUCUCAAGCAAACCAGGACCCCGCAAUUCUCCAGGACGCCGACACCAUCAAGGUCAUUGGCAACAUUAUGAAGACAAACGUCGCAGCUUGUACGUCAAUUGGCAGCUAUUUCUACACUCAAAUCGGUCGCAUCUACCACGACAUGCUCAAUAUGUACCGCGCGUCCUCUCAGCUUAUUUCGGACGCCGUUCAGGCUCAAGGCAACGUUGCAACCAAGACGCCCAAGGUUCGUGGUCUGAAGACGAUCAAGAAAGAAAUUCUCAAGCUUGUGGACAUCUAUGUCCAGAAAGCGGAUGAUCUUCAGAUGGUAAACGACAAUAUGGUUCCCCCUCUGCUCGACGCCAUUCUUCUCGAUUACCAACGUAAUGUUGCCGAUGCUCGCGAUGCCGAAGUCCUCAGUGUCACUACGACUAUCAUCCACAAGCUUCAUAACCUUAUGGAUGACAAGAUCUCGCCGAUCAUGGAUGCUGUCUUCGAAUGUACUCUCGACAUGAUCAACAAAGAUUUCCACGAAUAUCCCGAGUUUCGCGUUGAGUUCUUCAAGCUCCUACAGGCUAUCAAUCUCUUCUGCUUCCCAGCUCUUCUCAAGCUGGAUGGUCGUCAAUUCAAGCUUCUUAUCGACUCAUGCAUGUGGGCAUCAAAGCAUGACAACCGCGAAGUCGAAAACACCGGCUUGGCGAUGUGUUUGGAGUUGGUCAACAACAUGGCUGAAACUGAUUCGCAGACUUCUGGCAUGUUCUUCGGACAGUUCUACAUUCCCAUCCUUCAGGAUGUUUUCUUCGUCCUCACAGAUUCCGACCACAAGGCCGGAUUCAAGACCCAGUGUAUGCUGCUAAGCCGCAUGUUCCAACUUGUGGAGACCAACAAGAUCUCCCAGCCAGUCUAUUCUGGCUCUGAAGUUGCACCCGGUACUUCCAACAAAGAGUACAUCAGCCAGUUUACCGCUACCCUGCUCCACAACGCGUUCUCCAAUCUCAAAGAAAUUCAGAUUACACACUUCGUUACCGGCCUCUUCCAGCUGACGGAGGACCCAAACAAGUUCAAGACACAUGUGCGAGACUUCUUGAUCUCGCUCAAGGAGUUCGCUGAUGACCACACGGAGCUCUAUGCCGAAGAACGCGAAAAGGAGAAAGCCGACCUCGCUGCGACGGAGCGCGAGCGACAAAUGAAGGUCGGUGGCCUCAUCAAGCCAUCCGAGCUUGAGGAUGAGGAUCUGUGA